AUGAUUUCCAACAGCAUGAUGCUACGGCUACCUCGUCGUCCAAGGGCAUAUGGACAAACUUUCGACUCACCACCCAAGCCACACAGCCCUGCAGACUCGGAUGGGGAGCCCAGAACACCCGUAUCGAAGCAGCGGCAGAGUUACUUUCCUUCCCCCAAGACACCGCAGCGAGCCCGUCCAGGCGAAAAUCUCGACGGUGUUUCCCCAUUCAUCUACGCGAAGGAUGCCAACUCUCUGCCCCUUCAAGACAAACGAUUCGAUCCGAACCGACGGAAACUAGACAGAUACGUCCCGAAGCGCGACCAUACAUCCCCUGUCGCUGAAAGAUAUCGGACCAAGAAGGAGAGCCAAGAUCUCUCAACCGAAGAGAGGCUGACAAGAAACAAACAAGCAUCCACAGAUCCCUUUGCUCUUCGGCAAGUGGACUUGGCAAAAUGCCCCUGGCUGAUAUAUGAUGUCCAGUCAGUUGGUGGCCUCGUACCCAGCGCAAUCGCCAUUGACGACGGGCAAGGACAUCUCCUUCAACGUGGAACAAACGCUCGCAUAUUUCCAACCCCCUUCCAAGAAAGCUUGGUAAACACAUCGGUCGAAAAAGAGAAGCAUGAGGGCCGCGUCGCUUCUGCCUUGGACCUUGACCGUAUUCGCAAAGUGCUCGACUUCUGCCAGAGCCGGCCAAUACCACCAAGUCCAACCGUGGGUCGAGUACUGGAUCUGGAAGAAGGCCGAACUGUUUGGGAUGGGUGCAAAUGGUCAAAUAAGGAGCAAUUCACUAUUCCUCCGAGGCCAGCGAAGAAACGUCUUCUCCCUGCUGCUCCAUUCAGGGUCCUCGACGCGCCAAAUCUCAAGGACGACUUCUACUGCUCUCCGUUAGCAUACUCACCUACAUCACACACUCUCGUGGUCUGCCUGAGCAACUUGCUUUACGCCUGGUCCGAGGCUGGGGUAGAAUGGCCAAUGAACUGGGAAGUUUCCAGAGAUACCUGGCCAGGAGCAGUUACUCUCAUGGCCAAGAUCAGUAACAUUCAUUGCCAGCAAAUAUGCGGCCUCGCAUGGUCGUCGGACGGGCGGCUCUUUGCCACUGGAGGGAACGACAACCUCUGCUGCCUUUUUGAGGUGGACCAUGUUCUUGGGCAGCGUCGAACGGAAUCUGCUCGGUCAGAAAAUGGAUAUCAAGGGAGAUUUGAGGCCCUCAGCCCCUACGGCGGUAUUGAGACAAGAGUAACACGGCCAUUUUAUUCCCCGCAAGACGUUUCAGGGACGGAAGAUGCAUCUGAACCACAAAUUGCGGCUGAGAUGCGACCACUUCCAAACUCGAGCGACACAGUUCGGUAUCUUGGGCCUGGGGCUGAGAGACACCAUUGGGACCAUGAUGCUGCCGUCAAAGCCAUUGCUUUCUGCCCCUGGAGGCGCGGUUUGGUCGCCACAAGUGGUGGCUCCAAUAACAAAUGCAUCCACUUCUACCAUACGACAUCAGGGGCGGCUCUGGCAACCAUUGCCGUGUCAGCUCAAGUGACCUCGCUAAUCUGGAGCACAACUCGACGAGAGAUUGUAGCCACGUUUGGUUAUGCCCAGCCAGAUCAUCCUUACCGGAUCAGCGUCUUCAGCUGGCCAGAGUGCAAGCAGGUGGCAGCGAUACCUUGGGAGGGCGAGUUGAGAGCUCUCUAUGCCGUCCCGUAUCCUCGGGGUCCUGCACCUAACAGUGAUGUACAACGAGAUGGGGGGUUUCAAGAGGGAAGCAUUAUCGUUGCAUCAAGUGACAAGAGCAUUAAGUUUCACGAAGUGUGGUCGAGCGAAAAAGGGGCAACAGUGGGCGGCAGUGGCAUGCUUGGCGGAAGUGACAUACUUGAGGGGCUGGAAGGGAUCGACAAGGAAGGGGACGUGAUCCGAUGA
Messenger RNA from Fusarium vanettenii 77-13-4, 1890 nucleotides. RefSeq lists its product as uncharacterized. Gene Ontology annotation, molecular function: protein binding; ubiquitin ligase activator activity; anaphase-promoting complex binding. Gene Ontology annotation, biological process: anaphase-promoting complex-dependent catabolic process; positive regulation of anaphase-promoting complex-dependent catabolic process; positive regulation of ubiquitin protein ligase activity. Bases 1 to 1890 code for a protein of 629 amino acids. The transcript is spliced from 7 exons. Gene Ontology annotation, cellular component: anaphase-promoting complex. NCBI's taxonomy places the organism in Eukaryota, Fungi, Ascomycota, Sordariomycetes, Hypocreales, Nectriaceae. The record is from RefSeq and is a predicted model, not a curated record.